This is a messenger RNA of Drosophila subpulchrella, 4633 nucleotides long. RefSeq names its product copper-transporting ATPase 1 (gene ATP7). The record is from RefSeq and is a predicted model, not a curated record. Gene Ontology annotation, cellular component: membrane; trans-Golgi network; perinuclear region of cytoplasm. Gene Ontology annotation, biological process: monoatomic cation transport; copper ion homeostasis. NCBI's taxonomy places the organism in Eukaryota, Metazoa, Arthropoda, Insecta, Diptera, Drosophilidae. Gene Ontology annotation, molecular function: P-type divalent copper transporter activity; ATP binding; copper ion binding. The coding region runs from base 1 to 3792 and encodes 1263 amino acids. The transcript has 4 exons.
AUGCCAAGUGACGAGAGAGAAGCUGCGACGAUGUCCACCACGGUGCGCCUGCCCAUUGUGGGCAUGACCUGCCAGUCGUGUGUGCGCAAUAUCCAGGAGCACAUUGGCCAGAAGCCGGGCAUCCUCGGCGCACGCGUCAUUCUGGACGAGCAUGCGGGCUACUUCGACUACGAUAUCCGGCAAACGGAUCCCGCCCGGAUAGCCAGCGAUAUCGACGACAUGGGCUUCGAGUGCAGCUAUCCAGGAGCAGCGGCUGUGGGUGAUUCACCCACAUCCGCAACACCCUCCUCAUCCGCCAGCGCCUGGACUAACAUCCGGGUGGUGGGCAUGACCUGCCAGUCGUGCGUGCGCAACAUCGAGGGUAACAUCGGCACCAAGCCGGGCAUCCAGUUCAUUGAGGUCCAGCUGGCGGCCAAAAAUGCCCGCGUCCAGUACGAUCCCGCCCAGUAUGAUGCCGACCAGAUAGCCGAGCUCAUCGAUGACAUGGGCUUCGAGGCCAGCGUCCAGGAAUCGGAAUCGGAAACGAAAUCCAAGUCGCCCUCCCCUGCCCCCGCUUCGUCGCCCAAAAAGAGGGCCACACCGCCACCACCUCAUGCUCUGGCGCAAAAUGGUUCAGCAGUGGCCAUACCCAUCGAACAGGAGCUGCUGACCAAGUGCUUCCUGCACAUCCGCGGCAUGACCUGCGCCAGCUGUGUGGCCGCCAUCGAGAAGCACUGCAAGAAGAUCUACGGUCUGGACACCAUCCUGGUGGCCCUGCUGGCCGCCAAGGCCGAGGUCAAGUUCAAUGCCAAUGUGGUGACGGCCGAGAACAUAGCCAAGUCCAUCACAGAGCUGGGCUUCCCCACGGAACUCAUCGAUGAGCCCGACAACGGCGAGGCCGAGGUGGAGCUGGAGAUAAUGGGCAUGACCUGCGCCUCCUGCGUCAACAAGAUCGAGAGUCAUGUGCUGAAAAUAAAGGGCGUGACCACCGCCUCGGUUACACUGCUAACGAAAAGGGGUAAAUUCCGUUACAUCACAGAGGAGACGGGACCGCGGAGCAUAUGCGAGGCGAUCGAGGGACUGGGAUUCGAGGCCAAGCUGAUGACCGGCCGGGACAAGAUGGCCCACAACUACCUGGAGCACAAGGAGGAGAUCCGGAAGUGGCGCAACGCCUUCCUCGUCUCCCUGAUCUUCGGCGGGCCCUGCAUGGUGGCCAUGAUCUACUUCAUGCUGGAGAUGAGCGACAAGGGGCACGCGAACAUGUGCUGCAUUGUGCCCGGCCUGUCGAUGGAGAACCUGGUGAUGUUUCUGCUCUCCACGCCCGUGCAGUUCUUCGGUGGCUUCCACUUCUACGUGCAAUCCUAUCGAGCGAUCAAGCACGGCACCACAAACAUGGACGUACUGAUCUCGAUGGUCACGACCAUCUCGUAUGUGUACUCCGUGGCGGUGGUGAUCGCAGCCGUAUUGCUGGAGCAGAACAGCUCGCCGCUGACCUUCUUCGACACGCCACCCAUGCUGCUGAUCUUCAUUUCGUUGGGUCGCUGGCUGGAGCACAUAGCCAAGGGCAAGACCUCGGAGGCCCUGUCCAAACUGCUAUCCCUCAAGGCGGCCGAUGCCCUGCUGGUGGAGAUCUCGCCGGACUUCGACAUCAUCAGCGAGAAGGUGAUAUCCGUGGACUAUGUACAGCGUGGCGAUAUCCUGAAGGUGAUUCCUGGAGCCAAAGUUCCUGUGGACGGCAAGGUACUGUACGGUCACUCCAGUUGCGAUGAAUCGCUGAUCACCGGCGAGUCCAUGCCGGUGGCAAAACGAAAGGGAUCCGUGGUUAUCGGUGGGUCCAUCAAUCAGAACGGAGUUCUUCUGGUGGAGGCCACGCACACGGGUGAGAAUACGACGCUCGCGCAGAUUGUGCGAUUAGUGGAGGAGGCCCAGACCAGUAAGGCGCCCAUCCAGCAGCUGGCCGAUCGGAUCGCUGGCUACUUUGUGCCCUUCGUUGUUGUGGUGUCCAGUAUCACGCUGAUUGCUUGGAUCAUCAUUGGCUUUGCCAAUCCCAAUCUGGUGCCCGUGGCCAUGGAGCACAAGAUGCACAUGGACCAGAACACAAUCAUCGUGAGCUAUGCCUUCAAGUGCGCCUUGAGUGUGCUGGCCAUUGCGUGUCCUUGUGCCCUGGGCUUGGCCACGCCCACCGCCGUGAUGGUGGCCACCGGAACGGGAGCGAUCAAUGGCGUGCUGGUGAAAGGUGCCACCGCCCUGGAGAAUGCCCAUAAGGUGAAGACUGUGGUGUUUGACAAAACGGGCACCAUUACACACGGCACCCCGAUGACCAGCAAGGUUACCCUCUUCGUCACAGCCCAAGUCUGCAGCCUGGCUCGGGCUCUGACGAUUGUGGGAGCCGCCGAGCAGAACAGCGAGCAUCCGAUCGCCUCCGCCAUUGUGCAUUUCGCCAAGGACAUGCUGAACGUGGGCGCCACUCCUCAGGCGGGAAGCUUUGGCAAGAGCAGUCACUUCCAGGCCGUACCCGGGUGUGGUAUCCGCGUCACCGUCUCCAACUAUGAGCAAACCCUGAGACAGGCCUGCAACGCGGAACGGAUCAUCAACUACGAGAAUCUGCAUCGUGAUCACCCGCAGGGAUCGGUGCCGGUGGACAAUGGCGCCAGUAUCGAACAUUUGCUGCCGCAGAACAGCGUACGAAAGUCGAUGGAACUGAACAACCAGCAGUUGUUAUCCGACUUGGUCCUGGAACAAGAAGAGCAGCUCCUCACGGAUCAGAAGAUCAUCGAUGGCCCCGAGAUUCUGGUGCUCAUCGGCAAUCGGGAGUGGAUGCAGCGCAAUGCCAUCGAAGUGCCGCUGGAGAUUAGCGAUUGUAUGACGCACGAGGAACGAAAGGGACACACCGCGGUGCUUUGCGCCCUCAACGGCCAGUUGGUUUGCAUGUUUGCCGUCUCCGAUAUGGUCAAGCCGGAGGCCCAUCUUGCCGUCUAUACGCUGAAGCGGAUGGGCAUCGAUGUGGUGCUGCUCACGGGGGACAAUAAGAACACGGCUGCCAGCAUAGCACGAGAGGUUGGCAUCCGAACCGUGUACGCGGAGGUCCUGCCCUCACACAAGGUGGCCAAGAUUCAGCGAAUACAGGCCAACGGCAUCCGCGUGGCCAUGGUGGGCGAUGGGGUCAACGACAGUCCGGCGCUGGCGCAGGCGGAUGUGGGCAUCACGAUUGCAGCGGGCACCGAUGUGGCCGCCGAGGCCUCGGACAUUGUGCUGAUGCGCAACGAUCUGCUGGACGUGGUGGCCUGCCUGGACCUGUCCCGCUGCACGGUGCGUCGCAUUCGCUACAACUUCUUCUUCGCCAGCAUGUACAACCUACUGGGCAUUCCCUUGGCCAGUGGUCUGUUUGCACCCUAUGGCUUCACCCUACUGCCGUGGAUGGCCUCCGUGGCCAUGGCCGCCAGUUCGGUGAGCGUGGUGUGCUCCUCGCUGCUGCUGAAGAUGUACCGCAAGCCCACAGCGAAGACGCUGCGUACGGCGGAGUACGAGGCGCAACUGGCGGCGGAACGUGCUGGUGGCUCCGAAUACGAGCUGGACAAGCUAUCCCUCCAUCGCGGCUUGGACGACCUGCCCGAAAAGGGAAGGAUGGCCUUUAAGCGGUCCACUAACUCGCUCAUAUCGCGCAUUUUCAUGCACGGAAACGGGGGCGUCACCUCGCCGGAUGCCAAACACGAGGAGGGACUGCUGGACCCCGAGGAGCAGUACGAUGGGCGCACCAAGAUCGUGAGGAGUCGCUAUCAUGCCAAUGAUAGCACCGAACUGCAGAAGUUGUGAGCUCAACCGAUGACAACUAUCAAGCAACCACAAUCCAACCGAGGACCUCAAAACGACAAAUUUUCAGUGAAAUUGUUAGCGCGCUUUAAAUUGAACUAGUGAGAGAGCGAAUUAUAAAACCAAUGUACAUAUUGCAGAUUGAUUGUUUUGACAAAGAAUGAGAAGUAGGAUAUAUGAUCUAUACCCUGGUCUAAUAUGAUUUUGUAAGUCUCACAUAGGCAAAAGAUAAAAAUGGGUUUUAAAGGAAAGUGUUCUCAGUAUGUAAAUAUAGCUCAAACACAAAAUAUUUAAUUUAUAUUUAAAGUAUCCCUUUUUGGACUACUGAGUCGCCUUUUGUAAGAACAUUUGCUUUUUACCUAUGUUCAUUUUGAGAAUAGCCAACUUUGUAAAAGAUCAAGAAUAAGAUUACGCUGUUUUUUGCUGUAAGCAGGAAAAAUUAAUGUAUGGCCGGCUUUCUAUUCCUUAGAGCGGCUCUCACACCGUCCCCUUUUUCUACAACAUAUUUGUUAUAUCCCUUUUUUUAAUAGGAAGCUAAACAUUUUUAAGACCUUUUGUUUUAUAUAACAGUUUUCUUACUCUUCUCUUCACGUUCAAUUAUGCUUAUCAUAAUUACCAUUAUUAUUAUUAUUAUUAUUGCAUAUUAACGUUUUUUUUUUUGUGUUAUGAUCGUAAGUUAAAUAUUACUAUUAAGUUCAACUGAACAAAUGCAAGGAGUCGCAGACCAGGAGACAAAACCAGAAAUCAACCAUCAUUGAACUAUUGUUACUUAUUGUUAAUUCGCAUUAUCAUAUAUACACAUACACAAAGGAAAAAUAAAUCAAAACCAAAACCAAGGCGAAUA